UAGGCUAUAAAUGUCUUCAUACUCACACUCGUUUAUACACAUGUCUGAGAUCACGAAAAGGAAAACAAAUUCCAGAGGGGGACCCUGGUCUCAGGAUGAACGAGAAAAGCUCUGGAAUCUGAGAAGGCAAAACAGACAACUCCGUUGGCCCCAGUUUCGUGAAGUAGGUGCUUUUUUUUGCAGGAGCAUCCCCGUUUGUCGAGAGCCCUUAACUAACCCUGUGGACAGCGGUAUUUUCCACAUCGAAGUACCCCUGCCAUCACGAAGGAGUAUUCGGUAAGAGAAUUCGCUUCAAUAACUGCCUUGGAGAUAAUC
Molecule: messenger RNA, 315 nt
Organism: Penicilliopsis zonata CBS 506.65
Lineage: Eukaryota; Fungi; Ascomycota; Eurotiomycetes; Eurotiales; Aspergillaceae
Exons: 1
Coding region: 41-280 (79 amino acids)
Source: RefSeq, a predicted model, not a curated record